Molecule: messenger RNA, 6781 nt
Organism: Mytilus trossulus (common blue mussel)
Lineage: Eukaryota; Metazoa; Mollusca; Bivalvia; Mytilida; Mytilidae
Product: rab-3A-interacting protein-like
Exons: 10
Coding region: 443-1582 (379 amino acids)
Biological process (GO): exocytosis
Cellular component (GO): Golgi to plasma membrane transport vesicle
Molecular function (GO): guanyl-nucleotide exchange factor activity
Source: RefSeq, a predicted model, not a curated record
AGGUGAUAAUUAUGUUGAAUGUUUAUGAUGUAGAAAUGUUUUUAUAAGGCAGUUGGACUCUAUCUGUCUAAGGAGAUAUUAACCCUGACAUUUGUUGGUCAGUGGGAUAAAUAUGUUUUGAUAAGGAUGAAUUGUUUUUAUUACAAAAUAGAUAUAUUGUGGUUAUCUGGUAUUUGCUAAUAGAGUUAUCAAGUUGGCUAUAUUUUAAAAAAGGCUUGUGUUCUAAUCAGUGGAAAGUUUACAUAACAGGACAAAACCCUUUUAAUCCAUGGCUCAUUGACCUAACAUUAUUGUGACCAUUGGUGGAUUUACAAUAAUUGAGACAUUUUGUUUGCAUAACUGUCACGGUUUCUGAUUUGAGUGGUCUGAUAGAGUGGACAAUUAUAACAAAAAAAUUUUAACAAAAUUUGAGAAAUUUUCUUUGUGAAAAAAGGAUUCCAAGAUGCCAGCCGAAACAUUGGAUAAUGGAAUUUAUAUGAUUCCAGAGAUCGAAUCAGGGGCUAAAUUUGUACUAAGACCAGAUGAUUUUAAUGUUGACUAUGACCCUACAGAGGUCAAGAGACGGACCCAUCCUAGAGGUGAAUUACGCCAUGCCAUGUCAGAGAUUUUACCCAAUGACUUUCAAUUUGCUGCUCAGAGAAAACGAAGUCAAACAAUGGAGAUAGCAAAAGAACAUGCAUAUUCAAGACUGCAGUCAGAACUCAACAAAGCUCAGGAGGAACUUAAAUUAAAAGAUGAAGAAUGUGACAAAUUAUUGAAAGUACGAGAUCAGAUGGGGGAGGAGUUAGAGGAUCUCACAGCCAGUCUUUUUGAGGAAGCUAACAACAUGGUUCAAGAUGCUAAUAUUAAAAGAAUGCAUUCAGAAAAAAUAUUAAAGGAAGCAAAUGAACAGAUUGAUGUUUUGCAAGCAGAAUUAAAAGCAUUGAAACAGUUGGUCCUUACAUCCACCCCAAGUUCCCCAAACAAACACCUACAUCCACAGAUUGCUUCCAAAGUAGAAAUGCGGAAGAAGGAAGAGAGUAAGAAACCAUUUUGGAAAACACAUCGAAGAUCUACCAGUCACCAUGAGUUCACAAAAGAGGCUCGAGAAGGGGCAAUCGCUGAACAAGAUGCUAAAACAGACAGGUGUAAAGAGAUUGACCAAGUAUGUUUUGAUGAGUUUUGUGCCUGGAGACAGACACCCCUGAUGGAAAGAAAAGAUGGAUACUUAUCAAGGGUUUAUAUGGAAGAUAUUUUACCAUGUUUAAAUUUUGCAAAUACAAAGUUAUCACAACGAGUGCAGGAAUGUGUAGGUAACAAUUCCUUAGCAAUAGAACCAAUCCCAGGAGACAAUUCAUAUCCAAGGAAGUGUAGAUUAACCGAAAAUAAUAAACUAUGUAACUACAAAAUUAGAUUAGGUGAUGAGCCUGAGUGGUAUUCUAUAUCUCAGCUGUGUAGAAAUAGGAUUGCAGCUGUAUGUGAUUAUUAUACUUAUAUUAGAUAUAUACAACAAGGUUUAGUUAAAAAUGAAGAUAAAGAAGUAUUUUAUGAAUUGGUAAGAUUACGGAAAAAGAUGGCUUUAACAAGACUUGGAUAUUCCUGAAAAUGCUGACGUUUUAAAGUGGCUUCAAUCAAAAAUCUUGCCAGGAGAUGGAGAAAGAAAACAGUAUUAAAUAAAUAAUGUGGCCAAUUUACGCCAAUGUGGGGUCAGAAAGAAAAGUAAGGAAUUUGAAGAAUUAGAAAAAAAAGAAUUCUCCACACAAAGUGAUAUAUUCUCUAUUCAAGCCAGUAUAGACAUCUUUAUUGGUGCAAAUAAAUAUCUGCUUUCACAGCAUUUAUUUUGUGUUUUUUAAUUGAUUGUGAAAAUACAAAAUUUAUUCUCAUAUAUGUGUAUUUUAAUGUCAUAGUGAUAUGUACUUGUGCAAUGUGUUGUAUUGUUUUAUUAAUGUAUAACUAACAUUUUAUUGUAUUUGAUAUUUGUGUAUCAUUCAAAACCUUAUACUAAGGACGGCAGUUGGUUCAUAAUUUAAAAAUCUAAGCUGGGCUGAUCAAGGUUGACACAGAUCAUUUAUAAGAAAACACUUGAAAGAUUUCAAAUAUUUGUAAAGACCAAGAAUUUCACUAAAUUGAUAACUUGUUAAGAAGAUAAAUUUUAUUUAAAUACUCUGCUUUAUCGGUUGAAAUUAGCUUUGUCAUGGAAUAUCUGCAAUUAUUUUUUUUUAUCCCCAGGGUCUUAAGAUUGAUCUUUUGUGUUAGCAUUUUUUAAACUCAAUACAUAAAUGUGUGCAAUAUUUGUAACGGUAUACAGUGUAUGUGAAAAUGUAAAAAUAGCAAGGAAAAGAUUGGCUUGAAAUAAAAUCACCCUAUCAUUUUCAUGAAAAAAAUGAAAUAUAUCAAAUGUUAACCCUGUUGUAAAAUAAAAUAUUUACUUAAAGGACUAUUCCAUUAUUUGGAAUGUAGGUUGAUGGGGGAGGAUGUCCAAGAAACAUUCUGUCUUUGAGUAACUUUGCUUAAAUAUAAGGUCUUAUUCGGGGUCUUUGAUUUUUUAGAUGCUUUUUGUCUAUUCUUUAUUUUGCCUUUUAGUGUCUUCUCUUUAUUUUUGGCUUAUUUUUUCCAUUUUUUUUUAUAGAGGGGGCAGAGUCAUUUAUUGUAUAUUUUUGCAUGUAAUUUUCUAUUCCGUAAACCCCAACCAGACCCUCUUGCAUCAAAUUGUCAAAUAACAAUAAACGACCAAAGAUCCUUGUUCAUAAAUAAAAUUUCCAUCCCUACCCUCCAUCAUUUCAUAUAAUGGAAUAGCCCAAACUUGAUUUUGAAAUAUGACUUAGUAGAUCAAGUCUGCAAAAAUUACAAUCAGGGAGAACUGUAUAAAAAAGAGAAAUCAGGUUUACACAUAUAAUUUAAUUGCGGAAUAUUCUUAUGAUUUUGUAUUAUUUAUUUCAGAACUUUUUUAAAAUGUCAUUGAAGAACUGCAAAACAACUAUUUUUUUUGUCUCCAAUCUAAAACCAUAAGUUAGUGCCAAUACAUGUAUUCAACAGGAAAACUUGACAGUUUUUUGUGUCUGUUGUACUAUUUUUAUGUGUAUUUACAUUUAUCAAUUACUUUGUAUUUAAAAUCAUUUAAUACCUCUUUUUUAGUGAGUUUUUCUCAAUUUACCAAUUUUUUAAAGGUUUCUGUCAGUAAGUUAAAAAUAAAAGUGUGAUUAUUUUUUUGUUGUUUAAAAUGAAUAAAUUAAUUUUUGUUUUCAAAUACACAAGUACACACAUUAAAUUAGAGAAAACACGUUAAAUUAGAGUAGACAUAUGAAUUUUAGAUAGAAUUUAUAGAAAAAUGAAUGGAUUAUUAGGUUGAAGCAAGGUAGUGAUAUAGAGAGGCAUACGACGCUCUGUGAUAAAAUGUGCUUUGAGGAAACGCUCUGUAGUUGAGAGUCGGAAUAAGGUUUACAUUAUAGAAAAUAUGGGACUCAUGCUGCAGAAAAAAUGGGCCUAAAUAUUUAAGAAAAGAGAAAAAUAGGCCAAAAAGAUAUAGAAAAUAGAAAAGUGAGCAAAAUUUACAAAGAACAAAGACAAAUGGCUAAAAUUUGAUAAUACAGAAAUUAAGAACCCCCAUCGCAACCCUCAUAGUAAGCUAUAUGAAGGAUAUAUGUACACAUGGAGGCACAGCAUAAAUUUUAAUAUACUGUAAAUUCAGAAAUAUUGGGUGCAUUUUUUAUUGCGGUUUUUACAUUUUAGACAAGAAAGAGAUUUUAGUUUUUGCGAAAUUCUGAAAAAUCUUGUUUAUAUCAUAUGAAAUUUUAUUAAAUGCAAGUUUAAAUUAUGUAAAUUAAUAUACAGAGUUGCAUUUUUUCGCAGAAAUAGAAACAUCGCAAUAAAUUCUGCAUUUAAAGUAAGCUGUUUUUAAACAUUUAUGUUUUUAUGUGUUCCAUUCAUCCUUCUGUGUGUUCUCAUUGUAAUACAGCCUUCUGUGUGUUCUCAGUGUAAUUUAUUUGUGUAGGUUGUAAAAUAAGUUGUAAAUAUUGAUAUCAGUUGUAAUAUAUUAUAUACUUACGUAUGCAUACACUUAUUUAAAACAUGUGUGUUGUAUUGUGUACUGUUUUCCAGUAUCAGGAAAUGAGAAAAUCAGGAAUUUUUAAGGCUAUCUUUAAAUGUCAUAAUGGCAAUACAGCAAAUGAGAUUUUAUUUGUUUUCUGUUUUAAAUUCAUGUUGUGAAGUUUUAAUAUUUACAUUUUAACACAAGCAUUUUAAAAAAUUGUUAGCUGUAUAAAGCAAUGCUACCUAGUUGUGACUAUAAAAAAUGCAAUGUGAAAUACUAAGCUUGCAGCAAUAUAAAUAUAACCCUGAAAUGUUUGAAACUAAAAACUAAAUUUUCCACUUGCGAAAAAAAUAAUGGGAAAUCUGAAUUAUUUUUGCUGUUAAGCAUUUCAAAUCAUGUUGAAACUUUUAUAAAGGUCACCUUGUUAUUUGUUUUGUUCAUUUUAUGUGAUGUUAAAGUUUAUAAAAGUUUUGUUAAAUUAAUAAUUUUAUUGUUUUUAAUUCAAUUUAGAUUGUUGAGUUUUACAGACACAAAAAAUGUGCAUUCUCAUAAAUCAUUAAACAAAAUGUUAUCACACGAAGAACCAUAAUCAGAAAAAUCAUGUUAACCUUAAUCAUGAUCAGUUGUGUUAAUGUUAAUUGUUAAUGUUGUUAACAGGUUGUGAUUUUUCAAAGAUCAAAUGAAAUUCAGAAAACGUGUACUUUGUCUCAUUAAUACUCAUAUGUUAAAUUUUAUAAAAAGUUUAUUUGUAUUUUUAUAACACAUAAAUAAUUAUAAUAUGCACAUAUAGAGGUUGUUACAUGAUAGCAUAUGUAUUAAGAUAUAGGUGCUUGUUUUAUGUAUAUAGCUUUACGUGUUGUGCUUAUACCAUAUUUUAUGUCCAUUUUAAUUGCUGAGUCAGCAGUUUGUUGAAUCUGUUGUACAGUCACAUUGCAAUUUUUGAAUCUGUUGUACAGUCACAUUACAAUUGUUGAAUCUGUUGUACAGUCACAUUGCAAUUGUUGAAUCUGUUGUACAGUCACAUUGCAAUUGUUGAAAUAUUGACUUUCAAUUUUCUGGAAUAUGAAAUUUCGCAGAAGAAUAUAUAACCAGCUUUGUUAAGGCGGUUUAAAAAAUAUUCUUAGAUUCUGUGAAGCAUAUUAUUUAUAAUGAAAAUAUUCUUAUAUUCUGUGAAGCACAUUUAUAAUGAAAUAUUCUUUGAUUCAGGGAUAAUAAGAAGUAAAAAAAAAUUACCCACCGAUGCAUGAGGUCAUAAAAUUUCUGUAGUUUAACACAAGUGCAGCAGAAGGUUAACACUCAAGUUAUCAUUGAUCAAACUCUGUAAAUUUGACUUAUUAUAAUCGAAAAAAUAUAUUCAAUAUUAAUAUUACUCUUUUGUAUUUGAAAUUUAAUGGAAUUUUAAGAAUUGAGCUUUCUUACUGAUUGUAAAUUGUUCAAGAUUACAAUUACAGAUAUAAAAAUGCUGGCCAUUGAAAAAUAAAAAUUACAAAAUAUAAUAGUUCUAUCAGAGAUCUUAAAUCGUUAUUAUAAUCUUCAUGUCAUGAUUAUGUAAGACAGGGUUGUAUUGGCAUUUGAAUUUUGAUAUAUUUUUUUCUUAUUCAAGGAAAAUAUAUUUUACAAGUUUGCUUCCAAAACCUUGAAUUUUUUUUUAAUUUACCAAUUUUUUUUUCUUUAUUUGAUCACAUUCAGAAUUAAAAAAAACAUCUUUCAUUGAUUUCAGUCAUUGACCUUGAGCAGGCUCUGGGUCACAUGCAUAUCACAUCCUUUAAUUAAAAGUGACAUUUUUUUUAGCUUAAUCAGUUCUGUAUAUAAAUUUUUCACAUUUGAGGCAUGUUAAAAUAUGCUUUAAUGCAAAGGGGAUCUGUGUGAUCUUAUUGGGCAGCCAUUUAAAAAAUAUGCAUUUUAUGCAUAAACAAAGAUAAUUCAGUUGGUCAUCCUUACCUGUAUUGUCCAAUUCAAUUGACUGAUUUUGGUGUAUCACAAUUUUUUGAACACCAGGCUAUUUCAUGGUUGAUCAAUUCAUCAUAUUGGCAAAGAACCUUUUGCUAUGCUUCUAACGUCUUUGAGUCAUUUUACGCUUAAAAUAUGUUGUUUCAUCCAUCAUAACCAUUUAACUAUAAUAUCUCAUUCAGAUUACAGAAAUGGUUAGGACUGAAAAAUGAUUAUGAUCAGAGCCCUUUAAAUUGGGAUUUAUUUUAUAUAUAUGAUAAAGUAACUGUAAAUUUUAUCAAUUGUGAUACCUAUUUGUUGCAUUAGGUUGAAAGAAAUAUUGUUAGUGAAUAAAUUUUAAUAUUAUUUUAUUGUCAGUUAACAUAUACAUUUUGCUGUAAAACCUUCACAGUUAGUGGCUAUGCAUGACCAAACCAUUUGAGAAACAUGAAGCCAAUUGUUUAAGGAAAGCCUGAGAACUAUUUGUAUUUUAUUUAAAAAGAGACAACUUGGGCUUGGGAUGAGACAUAUUUUGUUUCUGUAGGUACUUAAGAAUAUUUGUAUCCAAUUUUUUCAUACCACGUUUUAGUGUAGUAUUGAAUGAAAAGAAAAAUUUACAUUUUAUCAUAUAGAUCACAUGCCUAACUGUUACAGCGGUAUAUACUACUGUUGUCUUUAUUUGUCAUCUUUUGAUUUUAAAAACCUUUAAAUAGUGGCCAUAUAUAUAUGUAUAUAUUAUUCUAGAAUUGUCAAUAUUAAGUGACUGAUGUGAACUGGAGUGGGCAUUUAAAUAUGAAAUCUCCAAAUGAAUUUUAGUGAUUAAAUCAUGUUUUACAAUUUAAA